This is a messenger RNA of Toxorhynchites rutilus septentrionalis, 821 nucleotides long. RefSeq names its product centriolar and ciliogenesis-associated protein hyls-1 (gene Hyls1). Gene Ontology annotation, cellular component: non-motile cilium; centriole. The transcript is spliced from 3 exons. The record is from RefSeq and is a predicted model, not a curated record. Gene Ontology annotation, biological process: cilium assembly. Lineage: Eukaryota; Metazoa; Arthropoda; Insecta; Diptera; Culicidae. Bases 106 to 696 code for a protein of 196 amino acids.
UGAAAUUUUCAUUCAUAUCUCGUACGUCAAAGCUCCUCAACCGCCGUUCUAUUUCUAAAAGUAAACAAACGCAGUCCAGGCGAAGAAUUCCAUCAUUCCACCAAAAUGUCCGUUCCUCUGGACGCACGGGAGAUUCUCAAUCACCUUAACCAACUUGGCUAUCGAAACAUAACUCCCGAACAGCUGAAAGAAUUCCAAAAAGACCUUCGCAAGCUGAUCAAAUUUGACACUCGAGUGGAUGCAGGCGCUUCAAACCGAGAAGCGCUGAAACAAGCGGCACAUUCAAUGAACACAUUCCAGCGGUUGCACACGCUCACGACUAUUAGCUACGAUGCGAAGCACGAUAAGAAGGGUAUUGCAAAGCCGUCUUCCGCUGCUCCAUCGGAAAUGACUGUAGGAUCGGAGCCGGACAAUGCGGCUAGAACUGAGCAGCCCCGGGGGAACAGUGCCGAUAAGGAGAAUCAGCACGAAUGCGGAAAAAGCAAAAAACCUUCGAAGGAACAUGAAUCCGCUCCGAAUAAAAUGUGGAUCCGGACAAGAAGCACAAGCGCGACGGGUUGUCGGAAAAAUGACCCUGUUGCACUGUAUCAUGCAUAUAAAAAAGAAUGGGAACGGUUCAAAGAUCGUCUACCAGGAGAAAAUAACCAUUCCGAGCUUAGAUGGAGGGUGCGAAACAAAUUAUUAGGUGAAAAGUAACAUCCCGCCAUUGACUGCCAAAUUCCGUCCAAAAAGAGCGAUUUUAGUGAUUUUAACGUUUCGUUUAUUUGCGACAAUUUUUCUUAGCAUAAGUAAAACGACUGAUUAAUGUUAUAUUAUGAUGA